AAAUUUACAUGUGCUUGCGUUUAUUUACCGAGCGGUAUUAGGACUCUAAAGGAUGCAGAAGGCGAACCCGUCGGUUUUUUCUCCGACGAUUGUAUCGAAUGAAGACCCAUUUCUUUUUAUUGAUGAAGCCGCGGAGAAGCCAGCUGCUAAGAUUAAGGAUAGUUACAGUGGCUAUGAGGUUGGUUACCAAAACAAUGUGUUGAUGAAUUCUUCAUGUUGAUUCAUUUUAAUACUGCGGCUUUCUUGGUUUACGUAGCGAAAUAUUGAUAGUUUUUAGGUAUCCAGACAUCAAGUAUUUACUUGUAUCAAAUAACGACAAUCUUUUUCUCUAUGUCUUUUUUUAGAGUGACACCUCUGAAAGCGAUGAGGACGAAAUCGAACAUCAGUCGGCUGCCGGCUUUUACCCGAUUCACCCUGGUUAGGAAAAUUUAAGUCUUUAAUAAUUUGACUUAAAGUUUACAUAACCUAACAUAUAUGCCAAGCUGUUUUUCAAUACGAACACCUGACUGACUGAUUUCCAUUUUUUAAAGAAUCAAUUUUUUGCGAAACACGAGACGAUUCGACUUCAAACCGGAAUCAAGUCGUUACCGGAAAUAUCGUCAUUGUGUUGAGGGCCUCUUCGGAAAUAUCCACCGGAAUUUUCUUUGGGGCUGACAGACUUGCAGAGCACUUCUCAGCUAGCCAGAGUGUCAAAACGACGUUAAAAAUUUAAACCGUGUAUAUUUUUCGGCACUUUGGAGAUCAAUCGUACUUUUAAAAUAUGCAAAAUGCGUCAUUGAAUGAAUGUCAAUGAAUGUCAAUGUUUAAUCUGACGGAAAUUGACGUCAAAAUUCUGCCGAGUGCCGUUUGAUUCAACCGGCCGCCAUAUUGAAAAGGUCUCGGUUGCUUUCCGUCUGUAACUUUUUGGCGAGCUUGACCUCCUUUAUGGGAUAUACUCGGAAAUGAGUGUACGAAAGAACGAGGAGAAAGGUAUUUUAGUUUUUUAUUGUUGUUUUGUAAUCCUUUGGGAAUUCAAUUCCGGAACGAUAGUGCUCAACGCAUUUACCACAGUGAUCAUCGACAGGUUGAAUUAUCUAGAGUGAUGGCAGACUUGUUAAAGUCAAUUUAACAACGCUUGCUUUUUCGAUUUUGUGUUCACCUUGCAUAAAAAAUCAGAACGGUCCUUCGACUUGUUUUUAAAAAUUUCUAUUGUUUUGGGGCAAGGACCUUAAGCAGACUGCUUCAUCAAAUUAAAAUGCACCUAAAGCAGAUAAACUUUUUGUGAAUAAACUGAAUGGUUAUUUUGUUGAUAGCUAGGUUUUUGCUUUUUUGCCUGGUACCUGUGUAAUGAAUAUUUUUUAACUUACAUUUUACGUUAAAACAAAUCACUUAAAGAAAUAUGCGAUCACUAAUGCAUUUACUUUUUGUAGACCUAAAUUAGAAACGCCGGUUCUUCAGCAAUGUUUACAUUAGAUGUGAUUUUGCAAUCCCAGCUUGUAAUUAACAUAAAAGCGUUUGUCUCGUCUGAUUUGUUGUUUUUCCAGGCCCCAACAAAAAUAAACAUGAGUUUGUGGUCAUUCUAUUUACAGCUAUGUUAAACCUGAAUCGUUGUUGCGCGUUAAAAAUAUUGAAAUCUCUUCCGGAGCGUUCCUGUGUGAUUUGCAUACGGCAAGGGUUUGGACUCUUUAAGACAAAAAAUAAAUAUAUUUCGAUAUUGUUUAGAACGAAGUUUCAUUCUGCUUUGUGGGUUCUACAGAAACAAGUAUUGGCUUAUUUGCAUUCCAAAUUGCUAAUAACUUGUCUGCAAGUUCUGUCUUAGAAGGAGAUGAAUUAUUUGUGAGAUGUGAGAUUCCGUAUUUUUUAAACAUCCCGUGGACACCUUGGGUGGUUUUGAAUCGUUCUUGGGCAUGGACAUUUCUACGGUUCUGUAGCGACGUAUCUUACCAUAUUCUAAAGUGAACUAUGUCAGGUAACGGACAUUCGGAGCCCAAGGAAGAUAUUGGGGAAGGAAAACGUGUUAAGAGUAGCCCCAAACGAAAAAAAUUCCGUUCUUUUUCCUUAGGUAAGUCAUGUCUCGCAGUUUAGUCGAAAUCGACAUCUUGUAUCCAAUUCUGUCAGCUUAAGCGUUUUUCUAAGUAUUUCCCUUGAUCUUGGAAUAUUUGCUUGAAAGUCAGAUGUUCUCUGUAUGAUACAAAAUAAGUAGGACUUUGUUUGGCGGGGUCUGCUGGUUAUUUUUUUGACAAGCUAUAUAAAUUCAGUUUAUAAAAAUUUUUAAAGGAAUGGAACAUGAUAAGCUUUUACACAUUGGCACACUUCCAUGCCAGGUGACAUUUCUCUUUAGUAUCAAUCCAGAAAUUUAACUUGAUUGUAAUCCAGUAAUUUGGUCACCUCAAUCUCAUAUUUUUUGUGAGCUUCUGUGCGUAUAGUUAGUCUAUAUUUAACAACAGUCUUCAACGAAACUCAUCCCACAGGGGCAUUUGAAGUUAAAAAUAUACAUAACUGCUGUAGUAUUUUAAAGAGAAAGACAUGUGAUAAUGUCUUAUUGAAAUGAAGUUGGUGUCUCAAUAGAGCUACAUAAGUGGCAUAUCAGUAGAGAUUUGUGUGUUGAGGGAAUAUUUAGUUCAUAUCAUCUAUCUUUAAUAACCUGGAAACAGUUUGCCUCCAGGAUUUGGAAACUGUAAAAAUGUUGUGAAAACAUUAUUAUGAGCACAAUAAUGUAUUGUAUUAGAUCAAAUAUUAUCCUGGUUAAAAUGUGUAAGAUUUUGUCGCAAAUUAUUGACAUGCUUAAAUUAUUCUAUUCACUGAUAAAUCCAUUUUAUAGUUUGGCUGUGAUUAUGUAAGGCAGGUAGUUUUGUACAGAUCCAUUUGAUUCACUACAACACUGGCAUCCUGCUGGUUUAAUAACCACAUAAGGUGCUAAAAUUUGCAUUAAAACAAGCUCAUGAUAAAAUCUUGAGGUGUACCAAACUUUAAUUUUAAUUUGCCUUUCAUUUUCUUCUCAACCAAUCUCUCUAUGUUUGUUGUAAUGUUACACACCUUAGCAACAUUCGUACUGAACAAUUUUGUUUAUCAUUCUUUUAUAAUGUUGCUUUGGCACUAUCAAAGUUAAGUGACUUCACUCUCCUCAUAACAGUUUCUCUAGAAACAGCCAGUAUUUCAUUGUGUGUGUAAUUCAGAGGGUGUUUUCAGAAGCUGGUGAAAACAUGCCAACCAAAAUAAUGCUAAAGUUGAAGGCAACAUUUUAUCAAGUUGUUCUCAAAGAAAAGUAGCCUGUCAGGGUGCAAAGAAAAUCAUUUUUACAGCUUGCCCUUCGGGCAAGCUGAAGCUAGCAUUUACUAGCCCAGACGUCAUUUCAACUAGCCUCCAAAACGUUUUGUUCUUCUGUUAUUCAAAUUCCUCAUAAAACAUCACUUGCCUGUUGGGCAAGUUUAAAACAGAAUUCACUAGCCCGAUAGCAAAAUCCACUAGCCCCGGGCUAUCGGACAGUACUUUCUUUACACGCUGCUUGUAUGUGUUAAUUAUUAAUGCCCACAGAAGCCUAUUUAAGACUCCUGGCACCUUAAGUGCCUGUUUGAAACAAGAUGACUGUCAGAUGUCAAAACCAUGAACAGUUUCUAACCAAAAAUGGGGUCGUUUCUUUAAAAAUAGGGUUAAAUUACAGGUGUGAUUGACUUAAAUAAUAUUGAUGAUGUUGUUAGCCAGCUGUGUGGGAGCUGCAGAAACAGUGCCCUCCCACGGUCCCCACAGGAAAAGCUUUAACAUGUUGCAACUGUCGUGUUAUGCUUUUAGUGGCAGAGGGAUGGGGUUCGUUAAUGUCCUAGUUAAAAAUAAUCCCAGUUGUUUCUUACUUCCAAAGGUUAUCUCUACAGGGCUUCUGAUAUUUCGCGGAAAAAAAAACAAAAUUUCGCAGGAUUUUCAGGGGCAAAUUCGCGGAAAAAUCGGCCGAUUUCGCGGGAUUUUUGCGGGAAAAAAGUCAAAAUUCGCGGCACAAUCGGCCGACUUCGGGCGAUUUUCAAGGGAGAGAAGUCAAAAUUCGAGAAAAAUUGGCCCAUUUCGCGGGAUUUUAGCGGAAAAAAGUCAAUUUUCGAAGGAUUUUCAGGGGCAAAUUCUUAGGAAAAUCGGCCGAUUUCACGGGAAAUUUCGGGGGGAAACUUCGCCAAGAAACAAUCAGUAAAAAACAGCCAAUUUCGCUGGGAUUUUUUUGGCAAAUUUGGCUAAAAUCGAUCAAUUUUGCGUCGAUAUGACCAGCGUCGGUGAACGUUUUUGUAGCAGGGAUGAUCAUUUGCUCUUUCAACAUCAGUUCGCUCGAGAAAUGAGCGAAAUGUUAAAGCAAUUAACAUUAUGGUUAGUGCCCAGUUUUUCGCAACGUUCAUCUAAAAACGCCUGGUAGUUUUGGGACUUUGUUUACUCGUUGCAGUGACGAAGUUUCAAGCUAAAUUUGGACGUUUAGGGUGAAUAAAACCGGUCUAAUAGCCAAGAUAAGUAUUAAAUAUGUUUUGCCGAUAUGUAUUUGGAAAUAUUUCUGGCAGAUUUCGCGGUAUUUCGCGUUUUUUUGGGAAUUUCGCGGGAUUUCGCGGAAAUACCUGAAUUUUGCGGGUCCGCGACCGCGCGAAAUAUCAGAAGCCCUGUCUCUAGGUUAGGAGUAGCUAACAUGCACUAAAGCUGGUAAACAGUGUAUACUUCCCAAAAUAAUAAACCACUGCAUCGCGUAGUCGGCUGCCUAAUGAACCCCCACUCUACGUGCCCACAUAAUUUAUUUUAUGAGCAAGGGUUUGAGACAAGACUUACCGGUUUUCGUCCUUAUCUGAGAAGACGAGAAAGUCCAACCCAUUCGCAGAUGUCAUUACAAAGCCAGCACUUUUUCUGCAGUUAUUUAGAGAUCCCAAGUGUUGGUCUGGUCAGGGUUUAACUAGUGGUCUCCUGCGUAGACCAGGGCUUAUUCAAUUGAGCUAGUCGGAUGGAAGCUCUUGAGACUGGUUGGAGUAACCUCUUUGUAAUAAGCCCGGCUGAAGACCUCUGCAAAAUAAGAUAUUUUAAAAUUACAUUAUAUUUUCUUUACAGCUGAUACUGCCCUUCUUCUAGGAAAUUUGUCACGCAAGUCCAACAAUGAAGAUGAGGGUCGAAAUUCUCCAAAAGGUAAGAACUUUUAAUGAUAUUAAUUGUUUUCUUUAUAGAAACUCACAGUAACCAGUUUAUCGUAAGCAUUGCUAAUACAAGUAUUUAAUUUUUGGUGGUCUUCCCGGGUACCCCCUGCACUUCUGUUCCAGCCAAGGCAGGAAGUAUGUUUUUAGACAGUCCAAUUUAAAAAAUUCCUCAUGGUGGGGGUGAAGGAAGUAGGAAUGCUUCCAAACCCCCUUAAAGGGUUUUGUGGCUAUCAUUGGUACUUGGAAGGUUUACGCAUAUUGCAACUCAUGUCUGCUCAUUUCACCUGUGCCUUCCUUACUUUAAAAUGUGGCCAAAAGCAAUCACUGUCUAAAUUUUUGGUGGCAAAUACACUGUAAUGGUUUAGCAGGGCAAGCUGUCACUACGUAAGGUUAAGGUUGGCGUCUAUGAGCAUGACCCCCUGCUACUUUUAUGCAUAGGAAACAAAAGAAAAAUAGAACUAAAAAAUAAAAAAGGAACUUCCUAGAUGUUUGAUUCCCCACUUACUAAUUACAGAUACCCAGCAACUUGAAAUCGUAGUGGUAGCCCUGGUUUAGGAGUAAACCACUAAAUGGUUGUUCUUAUCAACAAAGUAAAUUACUUGAUAAUUUAAAUCAGCUAAGUGUGAAGAGAUUUAGAGCGAGCAUUUAAAGUUUAUUUUUUAAAAAAACAACUUUAAUUAACGUUUCUUGCUAUUUUGCAUUCCUGGCAACUGAUAACUGAGGAAAGAAGCAAAAAAAGAAAAGAUCAUGAAUAUACACUGUCUACGAAGAUUCAAAUGGAUCGAGUCAAAAUGUCUAAGUUUUAAAACAGAUGUUGUCGUAAAAUUUUGUAUAAAAUUGCAUUUUCUUCCCUUUUUUGCUGUCUUUUUAAUGUUUUUGCACUAAGUAUUAUCUUCAUUUUCUAAAAAUUAAAUAUUAUAGUCUGAUUAUAACACAUAAUAAUUGCUGGUGUAGGGUUACAUUUGGCAAUAAAGCCAUUAAUGUAUUCAGGAAGAUUUUAUCCUUUUCUCAUUGUUUGUCAUUUUGAUUGGCUUCUUUUUACCAUAAAGCUUAGAUGGAAUUACAGUGUGCUUCAAUUUCAGCUUAUUCAAAGUUCUUUACUUAUGUUCAGCAAGGAUUUGAUUGUUCGAGGGAACAUUUCUGACAGAAAAAUAAGGUCUUUCUAUAACACAUGGAAAUUAAUUCUGUGAGUGCAAAUCAAUAAUUUCCUGACAGAGCUUGUACAGGUUUAACGUAAGUUAUGGCAGCAAAGAAAACUAAAACAAAAGCAAGAAAACAAGGUAUGGAAUUAUCAUUCUUUUCAUUUAAACUGAAAUGUUAAAUGUUGAUUAAAAUAGUACUCAUUCAUUGUAAAUUCCAAAUAAAACUUUUUUGCAAAAUAAGCUACAAUAGUUCAAGCUGUCCAAGACACAUACUGUUUGCCUCAAAUAUUGAAUAUGAAAAUAUGUCAUAAUAUUCACCAUAAAAUUAUGUACAUAAGUCUUCUCACAGUAUUAUACACGUAAGUCAGAAUAUACUUAGAUAUGUUCAAGAAAAUAAUACAACUUUUAAUUUACCAUAUGGUUUAUUAUAUACUUAUUUGCUUUUUUUUCUUCCAAUAUUUGCCACACUAAUAUCAAUGAAACAAAUGAGUACAGUGAAAUUGAUUUUCUGUGGAUUUAAAAUUAUUAUUGUUUUCACUCUACAAUUUUAUUCUCAUUUCUCAUAUCAGUUAGGCGAUAUUUCUGAUUUAUGUGAAGCCACGGUAAUUUUGGUACACCUUUGCUGUGAGCCAUUUUCAGUGUGCCAGGUGUUGAAAUUGCAAUCAUUAAACAUUUCAGGGUGUCUUGAAUUCAGUGUUGAACAAAAGUGACCAAACCAUUUGGCCAGUGAUAUAAACUAUUGUGAAUAUAUAGUUUAUUAAGGCUGAGGAUCGGACUGCUGUGAUUACAGAUGUGAUGCUUUAUAUUUACAAUAAUACUGAGUAAAAAGCAGUGCAAAAAGCUUUCAUAUUUGACAGCUGCUAUUUGAAAGGAAUAAUUGACACUACUGUAGGAUAUCAGAUGUCAUAUUACUGUGUAUUGCCUUAGCGCACACACAUCCAUAAUACAAUUCUCACGCUUGAUGGACUCUUAGAAACUGUUCAAAAGCUUUGGGAAAUAAUUUUCAAAUCAAAGGUAAAUUUUUGUUUUUGUUUCUGUAAUAAAAUAAAAUCAAGAAGUGGUAAAUAAUUAAUUUUUGCUGCAAAGAUCUACAAUUUAGAUAAAAGUGUAUAAAGUGUUAGCUGGCUUGUGAAUAUUAGGGGAUGAUCUGUAACAUACAUGUAUAAAAAUUCACUAUGACGUUUUAUUUUUUUAGUUAUUAAGCAGGUCUGUCUGAAUGAACUUAAUUUAAAGCAACUUGAUCAGGCUCCUCAAGAAAGCGAGCCGUUUUUAUUGUAGUUUCCAGACAUAAUAGCAGUUUGGAAUUACAAAAUAGAGAGCUUAAAAAAGGACAUUUUUUAGCAACGCAUGUCUAUUGGAAGUAGACUGUUUUUUUUCUUGGACAGUGGUUUUGCCCAUUUUUUCAGGUAAAAUCCUCUUAGUUGAAUGCAAACUUGUUAGCAUCAAGCACAUUAAAAGGGAAAAGGCCCCACAUAAGUUUGACAUGUGAUGCUAAAAAAAUUCCUUCACUGAAGCCCUGUAAAAACAGCCCUGGUUUUUUGUUCUUCUGUCCAUUUAUGGGUUGUUGAUAAAUGUCUACCAAGCCACAUUGACAACGGAGGACAACAGGCCAGCCGAGACCUAUGUAGGCUUACUGAGAACUUUGCUUGAACAAGUGAAAUGAGCUUGUAACUUCCUGCAGGCAUGCACGCAAAUUUCUUCUUAGCAGCUUUACAUCUUCUGUUUUCAAGCAAUAGUUUCCGAUUGAAAUUCUGCGAGCACAUGUGUAGUAUAAGCGUAUGUUGUAACAAACUUUUCAUGUGGCAAUUUUAUCUGAGGAGUGCCACACAUGCCAUGUGCAGUACAAAACUAACUAGUAAUAAAAUGCCAACUGGGAUCUUACAUUGAUAUCAGAUCACCUGGAUUAUAACGCUCUAGGUCUUCUAUUGAGCACUCUGCCUAUAGGCUUUGAUACAUAUCAAAUGGUAUACAUCUUCCUUUAUAUAAACUCCAACAGUGACACCUGUAUCAUGUCAUUGUUUUUGAUCCUAUAUUGUGGCUUGUGUUUAGUUCAAGAUGACUCAGAGCUUAAUUUCAAAUUUGAUGGCCCAAGCUCGAGAAAUUCAACACCACCUGUUAAACAAGACAGAAAAGAUAAAGAAAGGGAAAGACUGGUAAGUACACUUGUCUGUUGGCUUUAAGAAACAUCUUUCUCUACAAUGGCGACAUUUGUUUCUCUUUUCAUUGCUCACCAACUUCUGCCCGGUCCUAAAGGUGGUCAUGGUUGUUAGACGUGAUGUGUCACUUUUUAGGCUUCCUACAUUGUACGAUGUUUUCUCCAAAUAUGUGCUACCCCCAGUGAAGCUUCAUCCCAGCUGUAUUUGGGACAAAUCAUUUAUGAGCACAUUCCCCAAAUAAGUGCCAUACCUGAUGCACUUGGAGAGGUUUCUUUUACAGGUCAGAUUCCACAGGUUACAUUAUUACAGGUCGCUGUUUUAUUGAUAGUUAAGUAAACCAAGUAAGGCCAAUUUAAUGCUUCGUUUCCCAUCACCUGACUGACCCAUUUUUUUGGAAAAGUAAAAAAAACAAAAAUUCCAGAAUCACUUGUAAAGAAGCAAGUACUUUAAUUUACAAGCACAUGAUCUUGUCUUAUUAACACCAAUUUCUUAAAUUAUCAUUGAUACUUCGUUUUUGUAGCCUUUUUAGACAUUUGAUAUUCCUGUUAACCCAUUCGCCCCUGAACCGCCCGUAACCGCCCGUGCGGAUCCAGGUCCUUUCUACCCUUUGUGACGUCAUCAGUUUUAACGGUCAAGGACAACUUUCUUCGCUAACUUGUGCAGAGUGAAGAGAUCUUUCAAACCAUACCAGAAUGAGCACAAUUCAGUCAAGGACACCGGAGAAAGAAGCAAAAAACCACGUGACAAGGACCUGAAAAUCUCCAUGAAAAUCUUGUUCCAUUACCCACCUACCUUUCCUUUCACCUAAUCCUAAGAUCCUAAAAGCUUUCCUAAAAACUCUUCCCACCAAAAUGAAGCCUACUAAAUGCCCAGCAAGAGAAAAAAAAAAUGAGGCAAGAAAAGCGAAAAAAGAAGGGAGGAGAGAAAGCGAAAAGUAAAAGUCAAGACUGCUGUGUCACUUUUAAACCCAAAAACUAUGUCGAAAUUUUGCUUUCUGCGCCUGCCCGAACUUCGCAAGCUGAUAUUUUACAUCUAGAUCAGAAGGCCGCCAAGUGUACGACCUGUAAACCGGUUUGUGGUAAGUUUUAGCUCUUUAUAGCACGACAGUGACCAGAAAACCACUCGACUAGCUUCAAAACGCGUUUUUUGGCAAAAUCUCCAGGAGCGAAUGGGUUAAUAUACAUCUUUUACCAUCUGAUUAUAUCUUGCAGACUAAACGUGAGAUUUGAUAUGCAAUCAUGUGUUCAUUCUUUUUUUUUUUUUGCCAGACCGACCAACCGACCCACCUUCACGAGAGGGAGGGCGAUGGGAAACGAAACAUUUUUUUGGGAUGGCUUAAUUUCCCCUUGAUCAAAAACAACAUUUUGGAUAAGGAUUAGGGCUAGGAGACACUUCUGGUGUUGUUUAAAAUCUGUAGCACAGUGACCUGUAUUCUGACCUGUGGAAUGUGACCUGUAAAAAAACACCUGCCAGAUGCACCUCUGUACUAAGUUACUGAAACUUUUUCAUACUGAUAUAAAAAAUUAAUAUACCAUUAAAUUAAAAGUGCUAUCCUUAAAUAAGCAUUGCCUUUGAGCUGUGAAAAAGUUUUGUAAGCAUUAUAAAUACUUGUUUUUAUGGGGUAUAUUUGGCCUAGUCCUGAAGCAUGUAAUUAAAUAACAUUAAGUUUUCAUCAGUUUUGACCACAUUCGUCCUUGGACUAAGCCAGUAAAUUGAUUAAAAUUGCAAGCAGACAGUGUUGAGUUUUAAAAUGAUGCAAAUACAUUCGAUGAAAUUAAGUAGAUGGAAAUUAAGUGGUCACGGAAGUUGAUAAAAUUAGUGUAACCCCAGAUAAAUGUAGUAUAUGAAUAUUUGAAGAGGUCUCAACUUAAUUAAUAGGUAUGAUAAUUAUUUAAAUAGCAGGACCUUGAGAGGAAACUCUUGUUGCCAGAGCGUUCACCUUCCAUUCCAAGAAAGGCUUCCAAGGAAUCUUUCAAGGUACAAAUAUUUUUAUUAGUGACUAUUUUAUAACUAUGUUAAAAUGUUUCUGUCUAGAGCAAAUUGUACAUGCAGAGGUACUAGUUCUUCAGAUUGCAACCGAACAGUAUUGAUUUAGAUUAAAGGGGUCAUUUCAGAUCAUUUAGCAGAGCUGUCAGUUAUCAGAGUUUUUCAUCAAAGACACUGGGUGACAUUUCAAGAUCAAUGAAUCAAUGUGUGUGUAAGUCUUUCAGCAGAAGUUUUUUAGAUAAGAAACUUCAGCUGCAGCGGAAGUCACGUUUUACGUGUUCAUUUCAAAAGUACAUAAUGAGCCGGGAACUUUUUCAUUCAUUCACCAGAAAGUUGGCCCGAGAAUUAUAAGUUUUAAACGCCUGUUCAGGCUCGUAGUUUGAAAUUUUGGCCCCCAAGGGCAAAUCGUGGGCGCCUCUGGCGACCAGGCGCCCGUUAGGCAGCAGCCUUGCCACUGCAAAAGUUAGGGAUUUGAGCAACCUUCAGGGUUGUCAUUAAGAGCCGGGGGCCGGGGAUUUUCCCCAGCUACUAAGAGAGAGGCCCCCGGCUACUUUUAUUGGAAAAUAAAAGAAAAAUAGAACCAAAAGAAAUCCCUAGCCGUUUGAUUCCCCGCCUACUUGUUGUAUUUACCCGGCAACUUAAAAUCUUAGUGACAACCCUGAACCUUAGAAAACAUCUUGGAUACACUCCUGGGGAAGUCUUGCAUAGGCUCUAACACCAAGAUGGUAACUAUGAGUAAAUUUAGAUUGGAUCACUUCACAAGUGACACCUUGGGCAGUGAAGUCAACCACAGAUUUAGUUAAGUUAAAUCCCUGAUCAUUUUAUGAUCAUAAACCAUCUGAUAUUUGUGUCCGAAGAAUGGAUUUUUUAGUGAAUUUGUCUUUAAUGCGGGCAAGUGAUGUUUUAUGGGGAAUUUGAAUAACAGAAGAACAAAAGGUUUCGGGGCUAGUUGAAAUGACGUCUGGGCUAGUAAAUGUUAGCUUCAGCUUGCCUGAAUGGCAAGCUGUAAAAAUGAUUUUCUUUGCACCCUGUGCAAAGAUAAAAAGUAUGUAAACAUUGCAGGAAAUGCUUUUGAACUGAUCAGUUUUCAUUACAUUUAUGCUUGAGUAGGCAAUGAAAGAGAGCUACAGGCGAGAACAGAAAAGAAGGAUAAAAGAAUUAUCUAGUGCACUGAAAGAUCCCUCAGUCAUUAUUCUUUCGUCAUGGCUAAAGGUGAGAAAGAACUGAUGCUUAAGAAGAUUAGAUGCAUCAAUUAAGUUAAUUUAACAGGUCUGUGUAAUGAAAAGUUUUAAUUUUUCUUGAGGAAUGAGAUGGUAUCAUAACUUUUGUACGUCAGUAUUUGACUACUAUUUAUAUAUUUGUUUUUUCACUUCUUUUAAUUUUUGUUCUUAAGCCACUGAUUCAAUUUACUCUUUCCACGACCUGUAGACACUUUUUAGCUUUAGGACCAGCAGGUCCAUCUUAGGGAGGUGUCUGCAUUACAGGAGGGUAUCAAUGGGGUGGUGGCUUUUACAGUUAUCAGAUAAAAUCUUGUGUGUUUCAGGUGCGUGGAACAUUGAAGGGCUGGGCAAAGUUCUGGUGUGUGAUAAAGCCUGGAAUGCUGCUUAUAUACAAGAGUGCCAAGGUAUUUGAACUACAAUGUAUACAGUUUAUUGGAUAAGCACACUCAAUAAGAUUCUUUGGGUGAAAACAUUCUGUGCUUGUUUUUCAACCUGUAGACCGUUUUGUUAUCCAAACUGUUAAUAUUGUACCAUUAACCAACAGCCCCAGUUCUCCACUCAAAAACACAUUUGUAGUCCAUUAUUAUUAACCCUUUCACUGCAAGAGUGUUUGAUAGAGUUUUGUACUGGUGACUCUAACUUUUAAGUCUGUGGAUGAAAUCCUAUGAUGUGACCAUUCAAAUGAAUGCUCUCUGCCUGUACUUACACAUGAUGCUAUUUGUUUGUCAAAAUUUUAGAACAUGAAAUUUGGAAAUUUGCUCGAAAUUUGCCUUUGGUCACAUUUGGCAGUGAAAGGGUUAAUUUUGACACAUGUUGGUUAAAAAGGGAGUUUAACAAAAACUGUUGAGCCACUUGCAGUCUGCACUUUUUUUGCUAAAUAGAUAGUAACAAACAUUGUGAACUAUCAUUUCUUGCACAGCAUGGGCAGUGGGUUGGCACUGUUCUCUUGAAUGGCUGUGAGAUUUUAGAGCGCCCUUCUAAGAAAGAAGGGUUUUGCUUCAAGAUCUACCAUCCCCUGGAGCACUACAUCUGGGCUACAAAGGGUCCCAAAGGAGAGAUGGCUGGGUCCAUCACACAGCCCCUACCUAAGGAUCAUCUAAUCUUGAGAGCAGACUCAGAAUCUGACGGUAAGUACAUUUUGUGGUCAAGGCAGGAGCAAAUAACCAGGGGCAAGUAACUUCCAUGUGCUCAUUUUACAGCAUUUCCACGGACCAGUUUAUUUUUAGAAUGGUUUUGGUGCGAAAACCAGUCAGCAAAACCUACAGCUAGACCUUGAUAUCUUAUACUUCAAAUGCACUCAUAAGCAUGGCAGAGAUUCCAUUUGUGGAAAAAAGUGCCCUAAAAUAUGUCUAAAAAUAAGCAAGUCUGUAAAAAUGCUGUCACUUAGGCCUAGUAUGGGAAUUGUUCACUCUUUAUGGCUCCUGUUGAGGUUAGCGAGCAGUCCAAGAAGAAUCCCCUCACCACACUCCCCCUUUUUUGUAUUUCAUGGCACAAGAUAAGAAGGAACCUCAGCAACUUAGUUCCGCUAUAAAGAGUGGGAUGUAUACAAUUAUUCCAAUGUAUUAUACCUGUAGGUUUGAGAAAGGCACCCCAACUAGUUCCCUAUAGCAUCUGUGCUGUGUUGUGACCCUUUCCUUUGUAGGUGAUAUGUAUGCCUUAUUUAUAGCUACCAUUCCACCACUACUCCCUCUCCACUACUCCCUCUCUUAGUUUCUUCCCUUUUCCCUCUCCCCAUCUGCUUAGCUUUUUUCUACCCUUAUUUACUCCAUUAGCUUGUUCUCCUGUGAAGAACUUAUUGUGUGAUCAAGCUUAAUGUUUGUGUACAAUCUUUCAUUCUUUUACCAUGUUAUUCUGUUAAAUCAAACUUGAUUUUUAUCAUUACAGGACACUGUUGGUUGGAUGCUUUAGAAGUUGCUCAAAACCAGGGUUACAGCAUUCAAAAGGAAAACAAAGGAAUGUAAGUGUAUGCUAGGGUGCUAAUCAGAUGGCAUGCAUAAAGUUGUUUGCACUGCAAUCAGAGUAAAACCCACAUUUACCUCAGUUGCCUAUUUCUUUAUGAAAAGUGUCGCAGUCAAACACUAUCAAACAUGCCUUAAAAUUAUUGUUACUGUAACACAGCUAACAAAAGUAUGAGGGAUCUGAUCAACAACAGAAACCAAACAGUCAGAAUUGUUGUUGGCCAGUUUGACAGUGUUAUUAACAAUUUAUACUGUGUGUAUUUUGUUUGGGAUCAAGGGGUUCUUUGAACUUUUAUUUUUCAGUUUUGUAAAAAGUAUCUUAGAAAAGCUCCCUCCUUGAACUACUUAAGAAGAGUACCAUAGUGUUUCCUUAAAAAUUGUAGUGGCUACAGCUCACGUUAAUAAAACAUCGACAGAUAAUUUUUGAGUAAGAAUUCACAAAAUAAAUACUGAAAUUUUUAUAAAAUACAAAUAAUUUGCAAUCUCCCCGACUGGAAAGUAGCACUGAAAACUGUAUAAACUUUGUCGCUUCAUAAUCAUUGAGAUGCCGUCAUUGUGAAAUCCACAUCAAGACAUUGAACUCCAUUAUUAUUAAUAACAAUAGGUGCAAGUGAGACUGUUGAUGUACAUGUACAUUAUGUCCAUUACUAAGAUGCCCAUUACAUGUACAUGCACAGAUGAAUAACAAUGAAUAGAUCAUGCCAAGAGAGAAUAAUGCCACAGAGAGGGAAAUGCCUGGUGUAGCCCUUGGGACUGAUGUGAAUUUCACCAAAGUUAUUUUUAGACCAAUAUACUGAUUGAUUGAACUCAAUUAGAAGUUGGUGUCCUGAGAGGUCUGUAACCUGUUAUUCAGUAUUGUCAACGGAGAAAAUUGGGACAUUAUGCUCUCUUGGUGUGUCACCAUAACAAUAUUCUGUAUUGUUUGCUUUGAGCCAGUCGCACAGUGACAUUUCAAACAAUCAAUUAAAUUGAGUGGAUGUCCAAUGAAUAAGACUUCCGUUUAUAAAAAAUUACAACCUCUUGAAAUAACUUAGAAGAAAUUCACACUAACACACUAGGAUUCACUCUUGAUCAUACCCUGUAAUAACAGCGUUAAUGAUAAUGAUGAUCAAUGGCAGGUUGAGUGAACUGUAUGGCAAAGAUGACAAAGAGGACAGGGAUGAUGAACACGGGCUUCCUGGUAAAACAGCUAAUAAUGAUAAUAAGUUUCCAUUUAGUCAUUUAUGUACUCUAGGAUGUCCCUAAGAGCUGGCUGCUGGCUAUAAUAUCACCGGCUGAAAAAGAACCUACCACCAGUUCAAAUAAACUGCCAAGGAAAACAAAGACGUGGGGUAAUUUUGAAGGUGCAGUUGAGUAAAAAAGCUGGCUUGACUAACAGAAAAGCCUGCUUAACCUUUCCCUAGUACUUACAUGCAAUGUACCAGACAGCAUUAAAUGUUGUGCAGAGGUUUUUGUAAGGGAUGUCUGCUUGUAUGAGCUGUUAAUAUUGAAAUGUUUGAUUGAUAAAAUAUUACUUUACUUUUCUCUUGUUGUGUUUUUACUUUCCACUUGUAUCCAUUUUUUUGUCAUUUCACCGUUAUGUUGCCUGGUAAUGUUUAACACCUCUUGUUUCUUUCUUUAUUCUCAGAUCGUGAUGAAGACAGCAAUGAUGGAAUGGUUAGUUCACAUAAUUUAUUUUUUAAACAAAGUAAGUUGACCAAAAACAUGGUUAACCAUGAGAUUACGAAGUCUUACUCUGGUAUUUUCUUGCUUUCUUGUUGACUGUUUUUAGGACAAGUCUGACUCUGAUAAUGAAUUAGAUGACACUUUAGGUCCCCUUGAAAAAGGUGGGUAGAUCAGAUCAAGACAUAACUGUUGUUGUACAUCCUAGUCACUUAUGUCCAGAAAUGCAUGCCAGUGCAAAAAUAGUAAAAAAAUUGCCAGAGGGCUGGCAAUUCAAUCUUAGUUUAAAGAAAAAAAUUGUGGUUUUCAUAUCAAGCUGCAUCUGAUUAUUUUGAAUUUAGUUGUUUAGGGUGAUGAUGAUUAUUAUUUUAUUCAUUGUUUAUUAUUAUUGAAUUAAGAUGAUGUAUUGCAUUUAUUGCAGAUGCUAAUGAAGAGAUUGAUGAUGGGCCAAUUGUAGAAACAGUUUAUGUGACGGAAAAAGGAGAGGAGUACUUAGGACAGGUAAAUUAUAUUACUCCAUUGAUAUUAUUAUUAUUUGUCAUAUUUUGAGAUACCAAAUUACAUUUAACCUAGAAAUAUUUUAUUUUCUUACUUGUGUAUACCACAUUUUGUAACUGGAAUGAGCGCCACAUCCGAUUAAGCACCACCCUGCAAUAAGUGUUGCCUCCCUGAUAUAAAUCAAAAUCAAAAGACAUUAAUUCUGUUAGUUUUAUUUGGAAAAAAAUAAUACUGUAGUUAAUACAAUUCUUUGUUGCAUUCAACUUUCAAAUAAAUGCCACCCUCAAAUAAGUACCGCCCUCAAAUUAGUGCCACAAUAAUUGAGGCAUGUAAAAUUUAAUAAUUGCUGCGGUACUGAUUUGAGUAAAUACAGUAAGUGCACAUCAUAAACCUUUAGUUUUACCUUUUAAAUGAAUUCUAUCAAGCUCUAUGUUUUUCAGUGGAACUGUCUAAAAGAGAAAGGUUUUUAGUUGAAAGUUGUUUAGUACUAGCUGUUUAGGGAUAAUGGUUUAACUUUGGGGUGACCAAAAAAUGAAUGUUCUUGACUGACACUGGAGUGUUUACCUCAGGGGUCAGUUGUUAAAAGAUAAGCUUCACUGAAUCCUGCUCUGAUUGUAAUUUUAGUGUUCUUUAGCUAUUCCAGUUGAAUCCAUUUCAAGAACUUAUUGACCAAUCAUUUUUAGGCUGGUGAAGCUUUGGAGGAGAUUGAAGAUGAGAACAAGAGUAUUCUUUGGGCACUUCUGAAACAGGUCAGCUUACAUUAAAGUAUUAGUCUAAAGAGUUAAGAUGCUGUAAAAGCAGUGCCAGUCAAAAGUUGGAGUGUCCAUGGCAAUUAAAGUACCUAGUAUAAUUUUUGCAUCAAUAAGAAGAUUGAGCUGAAGUUGUUGAAUCGAUCACAGACUAUUAAAUCACUGUCAGUUUUCAUUGGGUUUUUGCAGAUAGUAUAAAGUUGGUGAAAAUGUUGUAAGUCUACGGUGUCUACAUAAAUGCCAUGCUUUACAUGUAUGUACAAUGAACCUUUUUCAUUGUCUCUCAGGUUAAACCAGGCAUGGACCUCUCUAGGGUAACUUUACCAACCUUUAUUCUGGAACCAAGGUCAUUUCUCGACAAGCUGUCUGACUUCUACUUCCAUACUGACAUUUUAUCUAGGUAACUAAAGAGAAUGUUGUUAAAUACAUUUUAGCGUUUGUCGUAAUGUAAUGCAGAAUUGUGUAUGGGAUUUGAACGAAUGCAGUGUCAUUCAAUUUUCAUUUUAAUUCACUUGUUUUUGUUUAUGCUUUUCCUUUCCAAUAUUUUUUUGUUGGUAUUUCAAACAUUUCACCCUAUGUUCUUAGAGAAACAAUAAAGAGCCAAGUAUAAUACGAUUUGCUUUUGCUUUGGGUUCACAAUACUUUGUAAAAACAAGUUUGGAUUGACCAAAAGUCUAAAUAGUGUUCUCUUAUGUGUUACCUUGGGCAAGCUCCUCUCAGCUGUGGGUUAGUAAAUUGAACCAUUGUUUCCGUUUUGUCUUGCUCUGUACUCUGGUGUGCUAUAACCCUCAACUGAAUUAAGAACUGUGGGACUUAUAACAACUGUUUUCAUGAUGUACUUAACAGAGCUGCUCGAGAGGAAAACGCGUACAGCAGGAUGAAAGAAGUAGUGAGGUGGUAUCUGGCGGGAUUCUACAAAAAACCAAAGGUUUGUAGAGAAAUUUAUAAGGCCGUAUGGUAACAGUAUAAUGAGUAAUGUGUGUCCAUCCAUAACCUUCCAUGAUCUUAGUCUGUGCAAACAAAUAAACUGUGCUUUUUAUUUUAUAUCCAGGGUUUAAAGAAGCCCUACAACCCAAUUAUUGGUGAGUCAUUUCGCUGCUAUUGGCUUCAUCCCAAUGGCACAAAGACAUACUUUGUGUCUGAACAGAUUUCCCAUCAUCCUCCAGUAUCAGCGUAUUAUGUGUCCAACAGACAGGAGGGAUAUGUAGUCAACUGCUCCUGUUUGGCCAAGUCUAAAUUUUACGGUAAGCUUUGUGUUUUUCCGUUGGUAAUCUUCAGUCAUACUAUGCUCACAGCAGUGUUACUGUGCAUAUCACGUGAAGGGUAAAAGUAAAAGCGCACACGAGCCAAAGGCCCAGACGGCCGGAGCUUAUACCGGUUUCCGUAGCUUGAAGCAUGCCUAGGAGUAUUGCUACUCCCCCUGGACGAGAUGCUAAUCCAUCGCAGGGUUACCUCCCACUCACCUGGGUGAAGAGAGACAAAGUGGAGUAAAGUCCUCUGUCUAAGGAAACAACGCGACGGGCGAGGCUUGAACCCCGGACCUCCAGAUCCAGAGUUCGACGUGUUAGCCGCUCGGCCAUACACGCCUCCGCGAUAUCACCUCAAAAGAGGGUUAAAAUACUCGUUAUUCGAUCUUUCUUACCAUGUCAAAACGGUUAUUAGAAUUUAAACACGUUAUGUUACAUAUAAGCAUUUUUUUCAUGUAACAUAAAUUGGUCUUACCUAUUUCACUUCUCAGAAAUUAUUCUUCCUCAUGAUGUCUUUAUUGAGUUUAUUUACUGUUCUUUUACAGGAAAUUCUUCAUCAGCCAUUUUGGAUGGAUGUGGGACAAUGACGCUGCUAAGGUUUGGAGAAGAGUAUGUGAUGACCAUGCCCUAUGCACAUUGUAAAGGUUAGUUCGCUAAACAGAAUACUUUUUUUGUGGCAGCCGUUUGAGAGUGAAGGGGAAAGGAAUUUUUGCGUGAGAGGGAAGGGGGUAAUAGGGAGUUCCUUCCCCCCCUCGCGCGUCUUUCGCGCUUCUCGAACACCCGAAAUUCCCGCCUUCCCCCUCCCUUUCAAACAAUAGUGCUCUGUUUGUUAACACAACUGACUCUUUGUUUGUUAAUUCAUCUUGCACGCUUUUCGUUUUAUUCUUAAGGUAUUUUGAUUGGCACGCUAACAAUGGAAUUGGGUGGAGUUGUCACCAUAAACUGUGAAAAGACUGGAUACAAGGCUGAAAUCGAAUUCAAGCUUAAGGUAUGAAACUUGGUCUUCCUGUCGUUCUGUAAUAACUUUCUGAAUUAAAUUGACAUAAUGAGGAUUUGCUGGGAAAAAUUUUUAACCAUUAUACGACCCAAACAAAAACCACAUUUCUAAGUGUUUUUUUCUCUUUGAUGCAGACCAUUUUAUAGUGCUUUCGGCUGGAACUUGCUAUUGUGCUAUACAAAAUAAAUUCAUAAAUUCCUUCUGUUACUUAUUAAAAAGAAAGAUAUUAACUACCCCUUUCCAAAUUUAUCACUAUCCGUAGUAAAUGGCAUUAUAGAGAAGUAUAGUAUUGGAAUUUACAGAAUACGGGAUAUAUUUAGGACAGAAAUUUUUGGCAUGUGGGAUAGCCGAGCCCCUAUUAAUAAACGAGGGUUCAUGAUCUGGUUAACGUUUGUUAAAGUGCAUUGAGACUUUUUUGUCCAUUUAUCAGCCAUUUUGGAAGAAGAGUGGAGAGUCGAACAGUAUUGCCGGCAAAAUAAAAAUGGGCAAGGAAACAUUGUGCAGAAUAGAGGGCAAAUGGGUGAGUUAACAAAAAGGAUACUUUGUUGUAACUCCUAUGGAGUGACUGUUUUAAAGAAGCAAAGGUUUCUCAUAUGCUAAAACCUCUGCUCGCAAUGUACAAAUUUUGCAACUCUUGUUCAGGAAAUGUUGAAUAUUGUGUAAACAUGCCAUUUUCAGCGUUGUUAAAUGAGAAUAUAGAUGGGUUCCAUUCAGUACAACAAACUGUAAAUUCUUGAACAACGACAGUCAAUCUUUAAAAAAAUGUUGAAUUUGUUUACUACUUGUCGAACAAACUGCAACAUCGCUCGUAGUUUGUCGAGCAGCAAAUAUUGAGCGAUACUGCCGUUACGCGAACUAUCACAUUCGCAGAAAUUUUUUGACAUUUUUUAAACACAUUCAACUUACCCACUUUUAGCGUGGUAAAAGCUUGAGUAGUCAACCUGGAAAUAAGCUCCAUAAUUAUAAAACGGUGAAAGAAGUAAGCGUUAAAAUGCGUUUGUUUUCGCGUGGUUUGUUGGCAAACGGUAACCGCAGUCAGCCGAAAUAAAUGGCGCGAAAAAUAAUGGUCACGUGGUCACUUUUGCCGUAAAACACACGCCUUCGACAGGCCUUGGGAAAAGCAAUUUCUCUCGCCGUACAUUAAGUCUUUUUAUUUUGAACAAACUCAAUGAAGAAUUCUGCAGUGAUCGUAUUGACCAGAACGUUUCAUAGCAGCUUAAUGACUGUUUGUUUUCUUACGGGAAGCAAGUGAAAAUAAUUAACAAAAAAAUUGUUUCAUUUCUGUCUCAAAAAAAAUCGUGUUAAAAGUCCCAUCUUUUUGUAUUAAUUUCUUACUUUUAUUUCUUUUAUGUGUCUACUUUGCUCCAUUUACGCUUUAAAAAUCACGUUCUUUAAUGCGCUUGUCAGUAAAUAUUUUGUAAUUUAUACGCUUACGAUAGCGAAAAAAGGCCUUUAUACGUUAAGCAGUGAACCUCAUUCGCACCCUCUUACGUGGUAUGCACGGAAACACCAGAACGACACCCGGAAAACUCCAGCAAGCCUGUCAAUCGGUAAAAUGUAAAAAAACAAACAAAUAAACAGAGACCCCAACCCAAUCUGUAAAAUAUUCAUUUUUUCUUUCUGUUUGCGUCAUUCAGUUGACGUGUUCCGGGGAGUUUGGUUUCCUGGGUUUUAAUACAUGCUGUUUCAGUUGCAGGGUUAAAAACCUGGUUGAAUGUCCCACGGUAAAGGAGCAGUCACACAUACAAAUUAAUUUUUUUUUUUAUGGUAAAAAGGCUUACUGUAACUCCAACCACUCUGUUUUUUGUUUGUUUUGUUUUGUAGGAUGGUGAGAUUCUUAUAACAGACUUAAAAUCUCCAAUUCCUGCGGGAGUAAGUAAAAACACUAUCUUUUGAGUUGACUUUCCGACGAAAAAAAUAUAUUUUAACAUCUGCUGACUCAGUUGCCAUCACGUGAAGUUAGCGAAAGUAUUUUAGAAGCGAGAAUCGUUAUCGAUUAUUCUUAGCAGUCUUUUAAAAUAGAAUUUUUUACAAGCGUUUUACAAGCGAUUAGAACCGGUAACCAAUCGACUUCACCUGUUUUUUUUUAGGAAGUGGAACCAUUACCUGAGCUAUUUUGGGACCCAACGCCUGAGAUCAGGAGUCAGAGGCUUGCCAGAUAUUUAGUGGACUAUAACACCCAAGGAGAAUUUGAGUCUGAAAAGUGAGUGCCUGUUGUGGGUCAUCAUUAGGUUGAAUAUGAUUAUCAGGGUUGGUGUAGUCCUGACUGAGAAAGUCGUGUGAACCGGAAUUGGGCUAUUUUCAUUCGGCUUGGGCAGUGGACUUAAAUGUCAACCGGAAGUGGGACGUAUAGACGAUUCUUGGGCAAAUUUGGUUUUGGAAAAUUAAAAUGUUGGUCAGAUCGGUCUUUGAUUGAGAAAGACGAUUAAGCCCAGGGGAGUUUUGUUUCGACUAAAGAAUGGGCCCGUCUUAUGGAAAAUCAAAGGGGCGGAUCUGGGGAAAGGAGCUCACCCCCGGUCGACGCGCGGUUUUCUAAAAACGGUAUUUGCUCAAUGUGGGAGUUUUGUUUUGAGUAGAGCAAAGAAUGGGCCCUUCUUUUACCUUAAGGUCUGGGUCGACGAUUUCUCGGCAUGUGGGCACGCUUUUCUUUAGCCUGAGAAAACAGCCGACAUUUCGCGACGCUACCCGAGGUUUGCCCGCCAAAUUAUGUCUGAGAAACGAGCGCUGAAAUUCCAUACUGAUGACGCGUCACUACUAAGAUCUGGGUAGUGCUUCUGAUUGGUUAAGCAACUUUUCAACCAAUCAGAAGUACUACCCAAAUCUGAGUAGUGAUGCGUCAUCAGUACCGAAUUUCUGCGAUCGUUUCUCGGACGUCAUUUUGCUGGGAAACGAUCGGUAGCGUCAGUUCCUCAUUCAUUUUUCGUUUUCUCCCAUGCGCGUAAGCGUCUCUCGCUCGCACAUAACAUGCUUGCCCGCACAACAAUCCUGAGGGACUGUUUAGCCCAGAUAAUAUUAUCUUAGGAGUCCUGUGCAUUAUUAUCACUGCGUAAUUUUUGCAGGUUGUGGACACAUGUCAGUGACGCUAUCAGAAUGAACGAUCAGGUAAAUAUUGCAUAUGAUACAUGUGGUGUGAUAUGUAACAUCUCAAUAGCAAUGCUUUUUCACCUACGUCCCUCCUUAUCGGUUGUGUAACUACACAAAUACAACAAUUCGCCAAUUGAAGACCCGUCGGUCAGUUAUUCGUCGAUUGUUCCCAUCCCUAGUAACAGUCCCAGAAGUCUUUUCGAAAGUUAACCGGGCCCAGUCUCCUCGUUUUUAAAGUGGCGACCGGGAAUGGAGCAGAAAAAAAAUUGUGGCGGGAAAAACAGCCAGAGAUUUGCCUCGCGUCUACCUUGUGCUUUCUCCUCUAUCUGAAUGCCUUAAACGGGCCAUGAAACUGAAAGAGUGUUCAUUUACAGGCCUCAUCUCUACAACGGCUAUUUUUUUUUGACGGACAGUCCAUACAUUCACUUUUGUUUCAACCUCUCAACAACGGCCAUCUCUCAACAAUGGCCACUUUCUCCUGUCCCCAAGGUGGCCGUUGUAAAGAGGUUCAACUGUAGAUGAAGAUGAAGUGGUGAGAUUGUAAGGCAUUGUUUUUUCUUAAAUAUUCAGGAGAAAGCUACAAACGAGAAGUUCAUUCUUGAAGAGGCGCAACGGAAAGGACACAAAGAAAGGAGAGAAACUGGAGAAGAGUGGAUUCCUAAGCUGUUUGAAAGAGAUCCAGCGGCUCCUAAUGCUAUCAACCGAUGGGUUUACAAAUAUAGAGAGUAAGUACGAGUUUUUCUGCUACUACAGUACGACAGGGUUAGAUUAGAAGUAAGUAACGCCCAAGUAAUAACGCGCUUGCGUAUUUGUUCGAUUCAGGUUAUAUAUCACUGUGUUAAAAGCGUGACACGCUGAAAAUUUCGUUCAAUGUAAAUGUAAAUUUUUUUGUUGAUUCAGUGCUGUUUUAGGUUUACCAAACGCAAGCCCAGAAAAGGCACAUCGUCCAGAGCUCUACAGUUCAUAUUUUGUGGUGGUCAAUAAGUCUCUUGACUUCGAUCGCGAACUUUUUACUGGGUUGUAGACUUCGAGAGGUUCUAGUGAAUCAGUAAGCAGAUACUUUUGUCUUUUGUAUUGCCUCCUCAAUACACUGUCAAUACAUGCACUCCGUUAAGGACCUAUUCGAUAGAUUUAGUAUAAUUGUCCCUUGCCUAAUUCUUUGAUUUCGCUUUCUAGUGUGAGGCCAUGGGACCCAAUGACAGAUCUGAGAGAGUAUGAAAAUGACGGUAUCAUUAAGACUCAGUACCGACUAAAGGCACCAAUGGUACGAACAACAAGUCUACUGAGUGUCCAAGCACCGGAAAUCAAGAAACCGAUGUCAAAACGAAAACGGCCUUCAUCAGGCCGAUCAAGGGGAAGUGGACAGGCGAAGGGAUCACGGCGCAAUUCCAUGGACCGUUCGGGAGCGUCGACGCCGGAUCCUGAAGCCGAGCACUCGAGCAGCAUCGAGGAUGACGAUGAUGAUUCGAGCCUCAAAGAGAGUAUUGACGCAGCGACGCUGGAGAAGGUGUUUCAGCCGCUGAAGGAUUUACAAAAGGAGUGUGUUCAGCAAAUGAGAGCCAUCAGGAGUGAUCUGAGACGACAUUACUCCUCUCAUCAGGACGAUAUCGCCACUUUACAGUUUAAAGACUGGCUUCUAUUGCUGUUAUUCGUCAUCACCCAGGGGUUCUUUCACUGGUACUACAAAAGGUGACCUGUACUGCACUGCAGGGAUACAAUUAAUUCAUUUCUUCACCCUUGGGGAAAAAUUGGGAGAGAGAAAGGUGCCUUCUCUCACCCUUCCCCUUGGUGUAUUUUGUCAGGUGUUUGCCUCUUUUGAAAAGGUACUUGUAUGUAAUUAGUAGAUGUUAAGGUCCUAUAUUUGUGCCCCGUGGGGAAUCUGUUUGGGUUACUUAACGUUAACGCGAUUGGUCUCCUAACCCCCUCCCCCUCCCCAGUGAGAUAGAAACAUCCCCAAUUUAUGGCACUGUAGACAGCGAAGAACGUGCAAAAUACACAAAAUUCAAAAUAGUCCAAAUGACUGCUAAGACUUUUACAUUUUAAAGGAGGAAUUAAAGCUGUUGUGUCGGUCAUUCUGGUGUCUUGUAGACUCAAGAUGAUAUUACAAAAAACGUAUUUUUAUAUCAUGAAGAUGUCUGGGAGAAGUUUUAUGUUCUGCUAGUAACUUUCAGUUUUCUCUUGAAUGAAGCAACAGUUCUCACCCUAAGCGUUUUUAAAUUUUUUUAGUAAAUAAUGAUUCCCACCUGCUUAUGUAAUUUUGAUUUUGCUUAUUUAUUUCAAUAUGAUUUUCACGAAGACCUUGCAUUUUGUCUUAGUUAAAGGAACAGUAAUAUCUAGAAGUAAAAUUGGGAGUAAAAAUGAAAAUUCAUAUUGAACAAACACAUUUUAUAUAUUAAAAAAUUUAAAAAGAAUCCUCAGACAAGCUACACUAAAUGAAAAAAGAGCCUGUCAAUGUUUUCAAUCGCUGUAUACGACACUUAUAAAGUUUCUAAUUGUGUCGCGGUUAUAAAAUUGACCUUCACUGAAAUUUCCACUGAAGGAAAAAUGUUCAGAGUAUUAUGAAAAAUUCAAUAAAAGUAUUUUAUCCUUAUUUAUGAAAAAUAGUGAUCACAAAUUUAUUAUUAGGAGAAAUAAUUGUUAUUCUCAAUAAGUGGUAAGAUUGAGGAGAAACUCUAGCCGGCGAAGCCAAGCCUUUCUUUCAAUCCUAGAGACGUGAGGCUUUUCCUCUCACGUCGUGGGAAAACGUGGACAGUUGGCUGAGGGAUACCUCAGGUAGAUUGCCUAAACACUAUUUGUAACGGGUGAUAUUUGAUGGCAGUGCACUGUUUCUGGAUUAGGAAACAAGUUUUAAAUGAACUAGAGCAUUUUUUCUCCUUUGGGUUGAUCUUUAACCUGUGGCGUUUUCUAAACUUCUCUGUUGCAUCAAAAUGUCCGUUCAGCCUCCAACGAAUUCUGAUUAAUUAGAGCGAUCAAUAAUGAGUGGAACCACUUGUAUUGCUAUAGGGGUCCUGUCGACUGCGUCUUCCAGAGUGACGACGUACUUCACGAAAAAAAAACCCGGAAACGAUGUUGCAAACAGUGCGGUUGUUUCCAAGGCGUCUAGUUGGUUGGGCGUUUUUCCCAGCGUGCGGCGCAUGCGCAGUAGUAUUGUCCGUUUUUUAGUAUGUUUAGGGACAGCAAAAAUAAAAACCGCGGUAUUAGAAUUUUUUGUCGCACUGUCAUUCAAAUUUCACCUUUUAAAGAAAUAUAAAUAGGAUAGUUUUUUGUUGUUGGGUUGACAUUUGUAGUUAGGCAUGUCUUGUGUUAAGAAGACGCCGUUGGUUGGUUAUAGUCGUUGGAACUGAAGUGAACAAAUUCUUACCAGUUUUGUGCAAUGGUUGUUUUUGCCAUAAACAUUUGAAAACCGUUUACGUCGUUUGCGUACAAACUGGGACGCAGAAUGGAACGGAUGCUGUUAAUCUUGUUCUGUUGACCAGAACUAGCUGGGACUUUUGAAACCUGGUGAAAAUAGAUGCAUGAUGUUCUACCGAUAAAAUCCCAGUAUGUUGGUGACAGAGGUAGGUUUACUACCUACAAUAUUUAUAUUUUUUGACGUGCAUUUUAAAUUUCACAUUCUAGAAAUGUCCCGUUUAGGAAUUCAAAUGUUACUGGCAAACAACAGUGAUUGAACAAGGCAAUGUACAAUUAGUAAAUUUCAAUUGAAAUAUGACUCGUUAUUUAAUAGUUUGUUCAAUAAAUCUCCUUUCUGUAUCAUGUUCGUGUGUGAAU
Molecule: messenger RNA, 25590 nt
Organism: Porites lobata
Lineage: Eukaryota; Metazoa; Cnidaria; Anthozoa; Scleractinia; Poritidae
Source: the annotation of a GenBank genome assembly